Molecule: messenger RNA, 2088 nt
Organism: Diospyros lotus (date-plum)
Lineage: Eukaryota; Viridiplantae; Streptophyta; Magnoliopsida; Ericales; Ebenaceae
Product: glycerol kinase
Exons: 4
Coding region: 354-1922 (522 amino acids)
Biological process (GO): glycerol-3-phosphate biosynthetic process; glycerol metabolic process; triglyceride metabolic process
Cellular component (GO): mitochondrion
Molecular function (GO): glycerol kinase activity
Source: RefSeq, a predicted model, not a curated record
UCAGAGAUGAGGAACAAAAGAAAGCGCUUCCAAAUGUCGCCGCCCCAUUCACAUUCACAAGAUUCUUAUCUUACCAAAAUUUUCAACUUAAAAGUAACGACCUGAUGGCCGAUGGAUUAGGAAACUUGCGAUUGUCGAUAACAUAUUUGAAUUUUGAAUAAAUACAAAUAAGUGUUCGAUGAUAUCGAUGCGGAAGGGAUGAGAAGUGGGUGGGAUUAGGCGACGCAGAUACAACCAUAAUUGAUUUUCUUUUGAAUUUGACUAAUUCUUUAUCCAGUUGAAGUCAUCAUCGGAUAAACCCACCCGUUUCGGUUUCCUAAGAAGAGAAAAUUCACUGAAGGAAGGGAAAAAAAAUGUCUGACGAGGAAGUGUUCGUCGGCGCCGUCGAUCAGGGAACCACCAGCACCCGAUUCAUCAUCUACGACCGGCGGGCCCGGCCGAUUGGCUCUCACCAGGUCGAGUUCACUCAGUUCUGCCCACAAGCAGGAUGGGUGGAGCACGAUCCGAUGGAGAUUCUGGAGAGCGUGAGAGUGUGCAUCACGAAGGCGAUAGACAAGGCGACCGCCGACGGGUACAACGUCGACAGCGGGCUGAAGGCCGUAGGGCUGACGAACCAGAGAGAGACCACCGUGGUUUGGAGCAAGUCCACCGGCAGGUGUCUCUACAACGCCAUUGUUUGGAUGGACGGUCGCACCAGUUCCAUUUGCAGGAAAUUAGAGGCAGAAUUACCAGGUGGAAGAACCCAUUUUGUUGAGACAUGCGGUUUGCCGAUAAGCACUUACUUCAGCGCUCUGAAGCUGCUAUGGUUAUUGGAAAAUAUUGACGAUGUUAAAGCGGCUGUGGAGAAGAAGGAUGCCCUGUUUGGAACUGUAGACUCCUGGUUGAUUUGGAAUUUGACUGGAGGAGUAAAUGGAGGUUUACAUGUCACCGAUGUUUCGAAUGCGUCAAGAACAAUGCUUAUGGAUCUUAAAACACUUGAUUGGGAUAAAUCCACACUGGAAACCCUCAGAAUUCCAGCUGAAAUUUUGCCCAAAAUUGUUAGCAACUCGGAGGUUAUAGGAAAAAUAUCAACCGGGUGGCCAAUUCCUGGGAUCCCAAUUGCCGGAUGCCUUGGGGAUCAACAUGCCGCUAUGCUGGGGCAAUCUUGCAGGAAAGGCGAAGCAAAAAGUACUUAUGGAACCGGGGCUUUCAUUCUACUAAACACUGGUGAAGAAAUAAUUCAGUCUAAACACGGUCUAUUGAGCACCUUAGCUUUUAAACUCGGUCCAGAUGCCCCGGCAAAUUAUGCUCUUGAGGGCUCAAUUGCCAUAGCGGGAGCUGCUGUCCAGUGGCUUAGGGACAGCCUUGGGAUAAUUAGGACUGCAAGUGAGAUUGAAGAUUUGGCAUCUCUAGUUGACUCCACCGGUGGGGUUUAUUUUGUACCGGCAUUCAAUGGAUUGUUUGCUCCUUGGUGGCGUGAUGAUGCCCGUGGAGUUUGUAUAGGGAUAACGAGGUUUACAAACAGGUGUCACAUAGCUCGGGCGGUGCUGGAGAGUAUGUGUUUCCAGGUGAAAGAUGUGUUGGAUUCUAUGCACAAGGAUGCAGGUGAGAAGGGUGAGGUGAAAAAUGAGAGCGGAGAAUUUUUGCUUAGGGUGGAUGGUGGUGCCACCGUCAACAACCUUUUGAUGCAAAUUCAGGCAGACUUGUUGGGUAGCCCCGUGGUAAGACCAGCCGACAUAGAAACAACUGCCAUCGGGGCAGCCUAUGCAGCUGGCUUGGCCGUUAAGUUAUGGACAGAAGAGACGAUUUUCUCUUCCGGGGAAAAGAUGGAGAAAGCCGCCAUUUUCCGGCCAACAUUGCAGGAAGAAGUGAGGAAGAAGAAGGUGGACUCUUGGUGCAAAGCUGUUUCCAGGGCAUUUGACUUGGCUGAUCUAGCUCUCUAAUUGGAUCUUCUACAGCAUGUUCUUAAUUUUUCCCUCAAUCUGAUUUGCUGUUUUAUCCUUUAUUUUCCCCUUUAGUUUGCUUGGAAAAAUCUGUGAAUUAUAAACACCUUAGUUCGUUCAGUGUUGAAGUUUAAAUCACAAAUAAAUGAUGAUUUUAUUGGCACCA